Mytilus californianus (California mussel) is the source of this 666-nucleotide messenger RNA. Its product is annotated as ganglioside GM2 activator-like. Gene Ontology annotation, biological process: ganglioside catabolic process; lipid transport. Bases 18 to 635 code for a protein of 205 amino acids. Gene Ontology annotation, molecular function: lipid carrier activity; enzyme activator activity. Gene Ontology annotation, cellular component: cytoplasmic side of plasma membrane. The record is from RefSeq and is a predicted model, not a curated record. Lineage: Eukaryota; Metazoa; Mollusca; Bivalvia; Mytilida; Mytilidae. The transcript has 4 exons.
UUGUACAUUUACCAACCAUGGCGGCGAUAUUGUUAUGCUUGCUUUCUCUGAUGAUUUCAGUAAAUGCUAAAUAUACUUCUUUGCAGUGGAGCAAAUGUGGAGCUACUCUGAAAUCGAACCCACCUCUAGCACUUGGAAGUGUAAGCGUAACCCCAGUACCAAUAGUGAUCCCAGGCGACAUGACCUUAUCAAUCAACGGGAGUCUCACACGAAGUGUUUCCAGUUCUUCUCUGACAAUCUCGUUAAAGAGGAAAACGUUCUUGUUGGAUAUCCCGAUUCCGUGUAUUUCGCAUGUCGGUUCUUGUACAUACAAGGAUAUUUGUACCAUGGUAGAUGAUAUGGUCACCCAAAACUGGGCAGGAAUUAUGGGAGGAAUAGGAACGCAGAUUAAGGCCAUGCUAGCCAAAAGUGGUGUCACAUAUAAUGCAUGUCCACAACCAGCUCAGGCUCUAAAUAUUAACAGCUACAGUCUCCACAUUCCUGAAAUGCCAAAGAUUCUUUCUUGGUUUGCAGCGGGUGACUAUCAUGCACAUAUCGAAGUGAACGAGAAUUCUUCAGGGGAACAGAUUCUGUGUCUUGAUGCUGAUUUGACCGUUGAUCAUGCGUGCUCCGGAUUUGGAUGUAUAUUUGGAUAAUAAACUAAAAUAAAGGUUAUUGAUAACUAAA